GGGAUCACAGGCGUGCGCCACCACGCCCGGCUAAGAGUGGGAAAGUUAAAAAAAAACCUUGAAAAAAAGCAGGGCUUAUUUUCUGCCCAGUGCUAGCAAUGAUCAAUAACUGAGUGGGGGUUGGGGAGCGAGCUGGCCAGAAGGAGUGACCAAAAGAAAGCAGAAUCUGGGCCCCGAGGGAGAUGGGUCCUCAGGACCUGGGCAGAGGCGCGUGGCCUUGGAGACAGGCAGAGAAUAAAGAGAGCUCCCACCUACUGUACGGUGCUCUAGGGGGAGUCACAAAGUACUUCAGACUGGGGAAGGACAGGGCGGGCGUACUUGAGGAAAUCAGAAUUUCAUCCUUUCCUUCUCUUUCCUCAGCUCAAGUCCUGUACUUCCUCUUCAGCCCAGAAUUCUCUUAAGGUGUCAAGUGAGGCUUUAAAAGGGCCCUGACCCCAUCCCCAGGGGAGGAAAUCACCCCAGAGUAGAACCAGCACAUAAAAUAGGGGUGUCUGUGGCUUCCAGAAGGGACCCCUUCCCUAAGACCUUUCUCUCCCCUCAAGUCCGGUACUAUUGGUGCCAGGCUCCCCAGUCUGACCCAGAUCUUCAAGCAACCAAUGGUUUCAAUUUUCCCUUCACAGUAAGUCAAAUAGUUCGCUGCCUGCUGCUCUCAAGGAAGAGGGGAAGGGCUUGGUGAGGAGGAAAUGAAGGGACCAACACCACCUCCUUUCCAUUCUCCUUCCAGCCAACCAGACUUCCAGAGACCACUGAUGGGAGGAGAGCUGGCUGCCAACUCCCCAGAGCUGGAGAGGAAAAGAACUGUAGGAGUCCCGGCCUGUGCACGUGGUACUAGGAAAUGAAACCUGUGACUUGGACUCCAUGGUAUCUGCCCUGGCCUUGGCUUUUUAUCUGACACAAACAACUGAAGCUGAGGAAGUCUUUAUACCAGUUUUAAAUAUAAAACGUUCUGAGCUACCUCUGCGAGGUGACAACGUCUUCUUCCUUCAGAAGGUUCAUAUUCCAGAGACCCUGUUGAUUUUCCGGGAUGAGAUUGACCUCUAUGCAUUGCACCAGGCUGGCCUACUCACCCUCAUUCUGGUCGACCAUCAUGUCUUACCCAAAAGUGAUGCAGCUCUGGAGGAGGCAGUAGCAGAGGUGAUUGACCAUCGACCCAUUGAGCAGAAACACUGUCCUCCCUGCCCUGUCUCUGUGGAGUUGGUGGGGUCCUGCGCUACCCUGGUGACUGAGAGGAUCCUGCAGGGGGCACCAGAGAUCCUGGACAGAGCGACUGCAGCCCUCCUGCAUGGAACCAUCAUCCUGGACUGUGUCAACAUGGACCUUAAAAUUGGAAAGGCAACCCCAAAGGACAAGAAGUAUGUGGAGAAGCUGGAGGCCCUCUUCCCAGAUCUGCCGGAAAGAGAUGAGAUCUUUGACUGCCUGCACAGGGCGAGGUUCGAUGUAUCAGGGCUGACCACUGAGCAGAUGCUGAGAAAGGACCAGAAGGUCAUCCACAGACCAGGCGUGAAGGCGGCCGUGAGCGCAGUGUACAUGGAUCUGGCGGCCUUCCUGCAGAGGCCUGACCUCCUCGCAGACCUCAGCGCUUUCUGCCAGGCUCACAGCUGCGACGUCCUGGUGGCCAUGACCAUCUUUUUCAACGCUCACAACGAGCCAGUGCGGCAGCUGGCUGUUUUCUGUCCCUGUGCUGCACUUCGAAUGAUGAUCUGUGGCACCCUGGAGCGCUCCCAUUCCCCGAUGCUGAAGCUGACCCCUUUCCCAAACACCCACCCCGACCUCCAAGCCUAUCUUCAAGGCAACACCCAGGUCUCAAGAAAGAAACUUCUGCCUCUGCUCCAGGAAGCCCUGUCAGCAUAUUCUGACUCCAUGAAGAUCCCAGCAGGGCAGCCUGAGACAGCGGGAGCAUCUGCGGAGCAGGUGGACAAGGGAUUGGUCAGGGAAGGUAACUCCCUGACUCCUGGACUGAGUCAAGAUGAAGAUGACCCCCCGCUGCCCCCCACGCCCAUGAACAGCUUGGUGGAUGAGUGCCCUCUGGACCAGGGGCUGCCCAAGCUCUCAGCUGAGGCCAUCUUUGAGAAGUGCAGUCAGAUCUCGCUGUCACAGUCUCCCACUGCUGCCGUGUCAAAGAAAUGACUCUUGGGAGGGGAUGGGGCGCAGGCAAGGUUGCUUGACCCACCCCAAAUGCAUGUGUUGAGAAGUUUGGAGAUUUCACUAUCGGGGUGCAGUACUGUCCUUGCGAAACUGGGAGGUGAAAGAUGGGAAAGGAAGCAGCUGCUGUAGGAAUGGCUUUCUGCCUUCUCCCUCCAGUCUCUACCAGUCAGACAGACAUUAUUUAAUUUAUUAUUUAAAUCUGCAUUGAUGUGUCUCUGUUUCAUUUGUCGGGGGGCACAGUGUAAUGUAACACACCCACAGUCCCAGGAGAGUGGGAAAAAAGAAUGUAACCCGCACAGUACCCUCAGUAAGGAUCUUGAACAGAACCAGUAUCUGUCAUGGAACCAGACAUUCACUAAUGGUCUCCUGGAAUUAAUUCUUCACUUACUUAUUUAAGUAUUUAUUGAAUACCUAUUUCAAGCUGGACAGAGGGUGGCUACACGUUAGAAACUCUCACUCACGUUUUCAGCCUUCCACAGAUUUCCAGGUCUCUGAAUCUUCUUCCUGGCCCCUGGUAUUGGAUGGAGAGAUGGCUGAAUUUCUAUUCUGUGCUUCUUGUGGCUGUUUCUGGGCUUGUUUGGGAACAGACUGAACCCCAUUACUUUCUGUCCCGAUCAGGUGGCCUAGCUUUCUGUUUCUUUGGGUUUCUUUGUCCCAGAGUCACAGAAAUCCUGAGGGCACCCUGAAAACCCCUGGUUCUUGAGAGUUGAGGAGCCACUCUUCCUAAAAAGAGAAAGAACCCUGAGUCUGUCCCUUGUUGUAGCAGGUCGAUGAAUUUCUUGUCCAUUUCUUUGAUCAUGUUAAAAGGAAGCGUGAGUUCUUGUACCGAUGCAUAACCUGUGUGUCUUCUGGCAAGAUGCUCGGCAUGUCUAGGUCUCACUGUCCCCAUCUGUAGAACAGGGUCUGGAUUAGAUGUUCCCUUGUAUGCUGUGAUCUGCCUAUGGCUGCCUUUUCUCUCUUAUGUUGGUCUGUAUUUUUCUUUCAUUUUCCCGGGAAUGCUCGGGGUCACUGGACUGUCCGUGUUUAUGUGUGAUUGUGCCAAGGGGAUAAGUCUCGUGUAGCAUGUAGAGGGCUAUGACUCAUACCACAGUGACCCCACGGAGAGCACCCCACCCACUUGUUCUGCAUGUGUAGUCUCCCCUUCCUCCCGCAGACCAGCGCGUUCCUCUCUUCCUGCCCCUUCUUAUUUCCCGACAAUCUCACCGAACAGUCAGGGGUGAUGGUUCGCGUUACGCCUUCCAGCGUGAGGGGGAGAAUCGGACUUCACUGUAACGCGAUGAUGCCUGUAGCCAUUUGAAAGGUAAAAAUAGUGGUGUGAUCACUGAACCAAAGGAAUUUAUGUUUUGUAACUUGGGUACUUUAUCUUGCAUUUUGUUAAAAAGUAUUAAAUACUUUUUCCUGUU
Chinchilla lanigera (long-tailed chinchilla) is the source of this 3548-nucleotide messenger RNA. It is a transcript of the gene Prune1, whose product is annotated as prune exopolyphosphatase. The record is from RefSeq and is a predicted model, not a curated record. Gene Ontology annotation, cellular component: cytoplasm. Gene Ontology annotation, molecular function: exopolyphosphatase activity. NCBI's taxonomy places the organism in Eukaryota, Metazoa, Chordata, Mammalia, Rodentia, Chinchillidae. The transcript has 8 exons. Bases 859 to 2127 code for a protein of 422 amino acids.